Penicillium cataractarum is the source of this 1734-nucleotide messenger RNA. It is a transcript of the gene phoD, whose product is annotated as phosphate:H+ symporter. Lineage: Eukaryota; Fungi; Ascomycota; Eurotiomycetes; Eurotiales; Aspergillaceae. The record is from RefSeq and is a predicted model, not a curated record. The transcript has 3 exons. Gene Ontology annotation, cellular component: membrane. Gene Ontology annotation, biological process: transmembrane transport; phosphate ion transport. Bases 1 to 1734 code for a protein of 577 amino acids. Gene Ontology annotation, molecular function: phosphate transmembrane transporter activity.
AUGGCCUCUCACGACUUUGAUCCGGAUGUCGAGGCCGUUCCGCCUACCGAAACCGAGCUCUCAUCGGUCAUGGACGCGAAUGAACGCCGUCGUGCUGCCCUGGCCCGCAUCGACCAGGCCAAAUUCGGCUGGCACCAUGUCCGUGCCGUUGUCGUUGCCGGUGUGGGUUUCUUCACUGACUCGUACGACAUUUUCGCCAUCAACCUGGCUGUCUCCAUGCUCGGCGUCGUCUACUGGCAGGGUGCCAAAUCUGGUGCUGGCAAGCUGCCUUCCAGUGCCGACACUGCCAUCAAGGUUGCCACUUCUGGCGGUACUGUCAUCGGCCAGUUGUUCUUUGGAUGGCUGGCGGACCGCAUCGGCCGAAAACGCAUGUACGGUAUCGAACUGAUGAUCAUCAUCCUGGCUACACUGGCUCAGUCCCUGUCGUCCGCUUCCCCCGGUAUGUCCAUCGUCGGCGUGCUCAUCUUCUGGCGUGUCAUCAUGGGCAUCGGUAUCGGUGGUGACUAUCCCCUGUCUUCUAUCAUUACUUCCGAGUUUGCAACCACCAAGUGGCGCGGUGCAAUGAUGGGCGCUGUGUUCGCAAUGCAGGGUAUCGGUCAAUUUGCUGCUGCUAUCGUGGCUCUCAUUGUCACUGCCGGUUUCAAGGAGUCCCUUCAGACUGCCAAGGACGUUGCCCACUGCAGUGGUGUCUGUCAGCUGGCCGUGGAUAAGAUGUGGCGCACCGUUAUCGGCUUCGGCGCGGUUCCGGCCUGUGCGGCUCUUUACUACCGUCUGACUAUCCCCGAGACCCCUCGUUACACCUUUGACGUGAGCCGGGACAUUCUGAAGGCCGACGAAGACAUUCGGGCGUACAUCAAGGGCCACCCCGAAGGUCACCCAGACGAAAUCCAGCGCAUUCGUGUUCUGCGCAACGAGAGCAUCGAGUUCCUGGCACCCAAGGCAAGCUGGGCCGACUUUAGACGACACUACGGACAGUGGAAGAACUUUAAGGUCAUUCUGGGUACUGCGGGCUCCUGGUUCUUCCUCGACAUCGCGUUCUAUGGUCUUGGUCUCAACAACUCCAUCAUCCUCAGCGCUAUUGGCUGGACCGGAGGCAAGAAUGUGUACGAGACCUUCUACCGUAACGCAGUGGGCAACCUCAUUUUGGUCUGCGCCGGCGCCAUCCCAGGCUACUGGUUCACCGUUGGUACUGUCGACACCCUCGGCCGCCAGCCAAUUCAAAUGGCCGGUUUCCUGAUUCUCACCAUCAUCUUCUUUAUUAUUGGCGGUGCCUACGAUCAUCUCAAGAAAUAUCACGGUGGUCUACUGGCACUGUACGUGCUGGCACAGUUCUUCUUCAACUUCGGCCCGAAUGCAACCACUUUCAUCGUCCCCGGCGAGUGUUUCCCAACCCGCUACCGCUCUUCCUCCCACGGUAUCAGCGCAGCCGCUGGCAAGGUCGGUGCCAUCAUCGCACAGUGUGUCUUCGGUCCCCUGGUUCACAAGGGCGCCAAGCCAGGCUCCGGCGACUCUCCCUGGCUCAACCAUGUCAUGCAGAUCUUCGGUGGUUUCAUGUUCUGCGGUCUUCUCACUACUUGGUUGAUCCCCGAGACCAAGCGUCGCACUCUCGAGGAACUGUCCGGUGAGGAUCAAAGUUCUCACCACGAGAACUUGACCGCUCGAGUACAGGAGAAGCCCGAGGAGAACAACCUGCCCAAGCAGGUCCCUGCCACCAACACCGUGCAGGGUGAGUAA